This is a messenger RNA of Paramuricea clavata, 3994 nucleotides long. NCBI's taxonomy places the organism in Eukaryota, Metazoa, Cnidaria, Anthozoa, Malacalcyonacea, Plexauridae. The record is from the annotation of a GenBank genome assembly.
UGUUUUUUUUUUGUAAAAGAAAGAAACAUCAGCUAAAAGAGACAUCAGCUAAGAAAGAACAUGAAUUGAACGUAACAGAAAAUUCCCCAUCUUGGAUUAAUCAAUUAAACGUUCACGGUUACGCGGUUGUGCCAAAUGUCCUCGCUCCUCCGCAAUGCGACCACAUCAUCGACAAGGCGUGGGAAUGGCUAGCCGAACUGGGGACUGGUAUACAGCGAAAUGACUCGAGCACGUGGACGAACGACCGCUGGCCAAAAAAUUUCAACGGCAUUAUUCAGAGAUAUCGUAUUGGGCAUGCGCCGUUUGUAUGGCAAGCCCGGACGAACUCAAAUGUGAUUGGUGUAUUCGAGAAAAUCUGGGGAACUAACGAACUGUUGACAAGUUUUGAUGCUAUGGGUAUUCUACGACCGGCUGAGAUGGUUAGUGAUUUGGAACACACAUCGAGCUGGUUUCAUACUGAUCAGAGUCCAAAGAAGGAGGGCUUUCAUUGCGUACAAGGUGUUCUUAACUUAGAAGAGGUUUGUAGACUAAGCUAGGUUAUAAGCUAAAUUAUUCAUUGCUAAAACUUUGAAAUACUACUUGACACUCUGUGAGAACAUCCCGCGAAGCUAGGACGACAUUGCUGAUUACCUACGGAUCACUGGACUCUUUAACUAAAGCGAAAGCUAUCAAUUUAAAUUCUAAAUAAUUGAAUAUGAACUAUAUGGUAUAAUGUCUUCAAAGGGACUGCGCAUCAACCUCGUUCCCAGAGCCUCUAUCCCUUUUUCCCAACGUCAAAAAGGGGAAAAGCCCCUGGGGACGAGGUCGACAGUAUUAUUUUUAUACCUCGCGGUGCCAACGAAGAUAUAUUAAUAGGAUAUGGGUAAUUCAUUUUUUCCACAAUUCCAUCUAGAAUUUAGUAAAGGUUAGCUACGUAAACAAAACUAGCAUUUUUAAUAUUUAAUUUUUUAAUUUCUCUUCAGAUUUCAGGGCCAAACUGAGGUAUAAAUACUGUAAUGAACGGUUCGUAAUUCAGAUAUUUAGCAAAGGCUUGUAAGGCAAAUGACUGCAAUGUCAAACAUCAGGCAAAACUCUGGCAAACAUUUAUGGCAAAACUAGCAAAACUGGCAAACAGCUAUGGCAAAACAGCAAAAGACGUAAUAAUAAGGCUAAUUAUAGUAGCAAUAUGAGUUUGCCAUAAUUCUGCCAAGGCAGACCUCCGGCACCUGUCACACUGAUAAUCAUUGGAAAAAAAGGACGCAUUCUAUAGUAGUCUAUAGAUUGUAUCCCAUAAACCAAUACACACGUGCCAAAAAAAUUUAAAAAAACAUAGAAAAAAAUGAAUAGAACCCGGCGAGUAUCAACAAACAUUAAUCUGGGUGGGGAAAGAUCGAAGGGGUAACAGCGAAAUAGCAGUUGUAAGUUGUUGCAGGCUAGCCAAGUUGUAGCAAAGUGACAGGUACGCGAGAAUUGCCACUGUUCUAAGCGACGUCAGGGACUCCCCGCUGCAAAGGUCGCAGACAUGAUACAUCUGCCGUUAACUUCGCUAAAAUCUACGUUUAACCACAUUUAACUUUGGUUCCACAUUUGCGGAUUCAAAUUUGAUCGUGAUGUCUUGAUUGCUUUAGAUGGCUUUGAGUUCCCCAGAUUUCCCUAACCGUUCUUUUGCUUAUAUUUCUAUAGGCUUCUAUUGAAGAUGCUGGAUUCACUUGUUAUCCAGGAAGCCACAAACUGCACAAAGAAUUGUUCCAACGUAAUAAUGACUACGACACUACAAUGGAUUUUAAUACUAUAUCCAAGGAAGACUUACACUGGGUGGAGCGCGAUAAAGGUUUGGUACCCACUCGAAUCCCGGCUCCUAAAGGCAGCUUUACUAUAUUUGACAGUAGAUUACUUCAUUGUACCGUUCCUGCCAAAGUACCCCGUGAGAAUCCAAGAUGGCGCUAUACACUAUAUAUUUGUAUGACACCACGGGCGUGGGCUGACAAAAAUACACUGCAGGCCCGGGUUGAAGCAUUUAGAAAUCAGCGAAUGACAACGCAUUGGCCACAUCACGUGGGUUUAUUUCCAGAUGAUCUGGAUUUUCCAAUGUUGCCAAAAUUCGAGUUAGGUGAUGUUGGGGAAAAAUUAGUUGGCUUAAAGGAUUAUAGCGGAAAUCAACUGAUUUUAGAAGAGGGGAUUGUAUCUGACAGCGAUUUUACACCGCAUGAACGACCGGCUCUUUAACAAUGUAGUCAUUAAUAACUUUUUAUACUAGGUUGACAGAUAUUCUAAUAUGCAAUACUAACUAUUAAUAACUGUAUGUUCUUCACUGAGCGAGAGCUCCGGACUGUAGGAUAUUAGUCCAGUUCUUUUUUCGACUACUUAACAAUUAGUCACCGAAGGCGAGGUGAUCACAAGCCUAUAUUUACUGAACUGCGAAGCAGCGAAGUGAAUAUAGUCUUGUGAUCAUAAAUUCAGUAUUGAAAAAUAAUAAUAUAUAGAUUACGUUGUAAAUAUAAUUUACUUCACUCUUUCGCUUUUGAGUCAAACGAAUCCAGCUGCCGUUAUUUUCCUGGUUAAAUUGCCAAAUAAAUUGUUUUAGGCAUCUAAAAGGUGCUUUUGUCUUUCGGAAAUAGGUUAACACCAUUUAUUGACUAUUGUUGCUUCUUUUACUUUUAGAGGAAUAGUAUGUGCUUCAAUUUUUUCUUCGAUGAUUUGUUUGCAAGUGGAUUUUCGGCAGCGAUUUUGUUUUGAAAGCAAAAGUAAUUACUGCUCAGAGCAGUCUGAGCAGUAUCUGAGCAGUAACUAUUGCCUCGGAGUUACUGCUGAGGGAGCCAGUCAGAACGCUUGAAAGCCAUUUUUCAAUACUGAAUUUAUACUAAACAGCAAGAGUGCAAGACCUCAAUGGACCAUUUGCAUUAUAGACUAAAUUUUGAUCUAAACAAGUCUAGACAAAAAUUUCAUAACGGCUUGAAAGAGCAUCACAAAAUUAGUAAUAUUCCAAAGUUUCGUUGCGAAAUGUUGUAAAAUACAGAUAAUAUAGCCUUGCGAAGUUUGCCGUUUUUUCAGUCAUUUUGCAUUACGCGGGAGAAAUUGAGAGCCCAAUACCCUUUGGAGCUGUCAAGUUCCCGUUUGUAAUACAAAAUGACUGAAAAACCGCAAACUUUGCAAGGCUAUAUUGUCCGCAUUUUACAACAUUUCGUAACGAAACUUUGGAAUAUUACUAAUUUUGUGAUGCUCUUUCAAGCUGUGAUGAAAUUUUUGUUUAGACUGAAGGACGAGAUUUAUUUUCCUAUUUCCAGACUAGAAAGAGAAAGUAUCUUUCCCAGGCCUUAGGGGAGGUGCUCCUGGGAGUUACCACAUGUUACUUGAAAAAUUUUAAUGCAGGAAAUAAUGUUCUAGAUUAGAGACCAUUUAAAUUAUAAAGUCUGUUUUAGACAUCGAAUUUCCGUCGAAUUUACUAAUUCGUUAAAUUGAAUGCUUUUCAAUUUAACGCGAGUCAUUCUCUGUGAAUUAGGCCAUAAACCUGCUUUACGUCGACAACGUCACACUCAAUGUACUGCGUAGAAUAGAACUAAUGCCCAUUACUCUCAAAUAGAAAUUAAACGAGCAAAUUCGGUGUCAAAAACAGACCUUAAUCUAAAUGUACUGUAUGUAUAUAUUGUAAAUAUAUUUAUAUUACUAUAUUAGCUUAAAAUGUAAAUCUAUAGCCUUCAGCCGACUAUUUUGCUGAAAAUUCAUUAAACUGGUGCAUGUUCAAUUUAAUUUCAAUUUAUUAAAAGAUACCAAUUUUGCAGUUAAAAACUGAAUUACACUGGUUUACAUGCAUACGAGUAAAAAUGUCUACAAACACUCCUUAUUUACAAGUUGUUAAUUGUGAUGUAGGUAAGAAUGUAGCUAAAAAAUUAUUAUUUAAAACUGGAGUUGCAGGCCUUACUACCGGCCAUAAUAAAACUCUUAGCAAACCUACUUGUCCUAUGCUUUGGUAUUGAAAGACAAUUAUCAUUACGUACCGAAUAUCCUGUUUUAUGUC